Ficedula albicollis (Collared flycatcher) is the source of this 1364-nucleotide messenger RNA. RefSeq names its product solute carrier family 25 member 17 (gene SLC25A17). Gene Ontology annotation, molecular function: ADP transmembrane transporter activity; coenzyme A transmembrane transporter activity; FMN transmembrane transporter activity. NCBI's taxonomy places the organism in Eukaryota, Metazoa, Chordata, Aves, Passeriformes, Muscicapidae. The coding region runs from base 20 to 883 and encodes 287 amino acids. The record is from RefSeq and is a predicted model, not a curated record. The transcript is spliced from 9 exons. Gene Ontology annotation, cellular component: peroxisomal membrane.
GCAGCCGGAGGAGGGCAGUAUGACUGCAAUGACUGUAUUUUUUCCUUUGGAUACAGCUAGGCUUAGACUUCAGGUUGAUGAGAAGCGGAAGUCAAAGACAACACCGGCAGUCCUUUUGGAAAUAAUCAAGGAAGAAGGCCUGUUGGCACCGUAUCGAGGAUGGUUCCCUGUUAUCUCCAGCCUUUGCUGCUCCAAUUUUGUUUAUUUUUAUACGUUUAAUAGUCUUAAAGCCCUCUGGGUCAAAGGUCAGCAUUCGACCACUGGAAAAGACUUGGUUCUUGGGGUUGUUGCAGGAGUAGUGAAUGUACUCUUGACCACCCCUCUUUGGGUAGUGAACACACGCCUGAAGCUGCAGGGAGCAAAAUUCAGAAAUGAAGACAUUGUACCAACCAAUUACAGAGGCAUAAUGGAUGCCUUUCAUCAGAUAGUACGAGAUGAAGGAGUCUUAGCUCUGUGGAAUGGUACUUUCCCCUCCUUGCUGCUGGUCUUCAAUCCUGCAAUACAGUUUAUGUUUUAUGAAGGCUUUAAACGAAAACUUUUGAAAAAGCAGCUGCAACUCACAUCUUUGGAUGCUUUUGUCAUUGGUGCAAUAGCCAAAGCAGUUGCCACCACACUCACUUAUCCUCUGCAGACAGUACAGUCAAUUCUGCGGUUUGGACGUCACCGAUUGAACCCAGAGAACCGAACACUGGGCAGUCUUAGAAAUGUUCUUUACCUUCUUCAGCAGAGAGUGAGGCGUUUUGGAUUAGUGGGACUCUACAAAGGCCUUGAAGCAAAGCUCCUGCAGACAGUCCUUACUGCUGCUCUUAUGUUUCUGGUGUAUGAGAAACUGACUGCUGCAACCUUCACAGUCAUGGGAUUAAAGCACUCGCGCAAACAUUGAGAAGGAACCUAUGCCAAAGAUUCUGGGGUCUAGGAAACACAUUCCAUUUCUGAGAUCUGGCUGGGUAGCAAAGGGUCCUCACUUUCUCUGCUUCUCUUUUUAGCCACCUUUAUCUCCAGUGUUUGGAGAAAUCUGGAAUAUGCUCUAUAGGACCUGUUGCCACGAAUUCAGGGGUAGCUCCUUCCCUAUUGUUAUGUGUACUCACUGUGUUAAGAGAAAAAACCCAGAGACUUUAUUUAAGCACUUGACAUGAAAUUUAAACUAUUAUGUGAUUUGGUUAUUUGGUUUUUAUUCUUGGCAGGAAUCUCUCACUAUGCUUUCUUCUUUGCCCUCAAAUCGUCCUCAACUAUUCUUGUAUCUACCUUCUGUCAGCAGCUGGGGGGCUGGUUUUGUGUUAUUUUCUUUGACCUGUUUUUGUCACUUCAUAUUUGGUUCAUUAAAAUAAUUCAUAAAGAGUAACAUUUUUGGCAUGGUUUUCCUU